Chara braunii is the source of this 1771-nucleotide messenger RNA. NCBI's taxonomy places the organism in Eukaryota, Viridiplantae, Streptophyta, Charophyceae, Charales, Characeae. The record is from the annotation of a GenBank genome assembly.
GGCGAAGUAUUUAUUCCUGGAAUACAAUCAGCUCGUCUCUUUGUUUCGGCGCCGUGCUGACUCCUGUUUAGGGCGGGGAAACGCUCCGCGAAGACUCUUCACACUCAGGACCAGUAUCGUGCCGUAAGCCUGCGACAAGUCGGCGCAGAACGAAGUGUCGAGGUGCUGCAGGCUUGCGGACGCGCCAUCGCCAGGAAUCUUCCGCGCGUUCUGUGAGAGAGAAGACAAGAUGGGUCACGCAGCGGUCUGGAACUCUCACCCGAAGAAGUAUGGGCCCGGCUCGCGUACAUGCCGCGUGUGCGGUAAUGGCCACGGGCUCAUCAGGAAGUACGGCAUAAAUACGUGCCGUCAGUGCUUCAGGACUUACGCAAAGGACAUCGGCUUCGUGAAGUACCGAUGAGCGAUCGCUCGAGGAAAAGAUGUGAGAGAUGGGAGGUGGUUGGACUGGUCCCCCGAGGUGCGGCGUAUCUGUGACGUCCAGUUGGAGGAGACAAAUGUUUUGGAUUUUCUUGCACCCAAGGCUUAACGUCGACGUCGCAACAUGUAUUCGGUUCGGGUCGUAGUUUAUAUCUGUGAAGAUGCGGAUCUUCUACGGUGAAUCGCUGGUUGGGGGGGAGGGGGUGAGUUUUCUUAGCCUCGUUCCUUUCAGGAGGUUCUUCUCUGCAUGAAGCACGGUUGGAUGGAAAAUCUGAUGGGUGUUUUUUUUCUCUUUUGGUCGUUUUUGGGAUGUGGCCUCCGUCGGAUAGACGGGAAAGGGUGAGUGGGGGGUGUUGGCCGGCCGUUUAACAGGCUUUGAACUUUUUUGAACUUCGAGUUUUCACGACUUCUUUUGCUUCGAAACUUCUUUGAGAGGAUUUUUUUCCUGCUUCUAUCAUCCGUCUCGAGUGGGGGGGGGGGGUAAUGUCGGUGUUGUAUGCGUGUGUGUGUGUGUCAUGAUCACCAAAUCUACCAAAUGUGUUCUCGCGCUCUUCGAUCGAGUGUGCAACGACGUCAGGUCAGUCUUGGGGAGUGUAGUGACGUCUCUGUGUGCUCGAUAACGCUUUCGUCUGUGUGUGCUUGUGUCGGCUUUGCUAAGGCUGUUGAUGAUGUUGUCGUGAUCUUCUGGGAUAGGAAGAGUGAUCUUUGCUGUAAUUGCUGUACUGAUGUAUGUGUGAAGCGUGCGUACGAUCUGGAUCAGGAGGUAGUGAGUAGGUGCGAGAGUGAGUCGAAGGAUGUACACUCCCACCGUGUGAAUAUAUAUACCCUUAUGAAUGGUGGGUGUGAGAGUGGACCUGGACUGCGAGUAAAGAAAAACAGAGAAUGGUAAUCACAGAGAUCGCGCGACGAAUGGGAAUUUGAUGCAUAGAAAAAAGUGUGGUAUUCAAAUGAAAUUAAAAGGUGGCGGGGGAAAAGGUGGCGGCGGCGAGGGGGAGAGGGAUAGAGUAAGGGCGUGGUCGCACCGAUCAGCAUUUGACAUGUAUUUGGACCUGCUUGACAUUUCGAAUGUCUUGGGACGCAGAGCUCAGCAGAUGCUGGAGAUUAUCUGGGAGUUGGAGGUGGGGCCGGCACCAGAGCUGGACGCGUUGAUUGACUGGCGCCAGGUGGAUGAUCUGCUCAACGACUGCUAUACGCUGCUUGAUGAGGGAGGGAACCUGUCUCCAGGGGAGCAGUGGCUGAGGCUCUUCCAGCCCUAAUGGGAAGAGGCGUGUGUAUUACUGUUGUAACCAUUGCUAUAAUUGAAGCCUUGGGCACUGGGCCCUUUUUUUUUUUUUAACAAAAAGAAAAGACAUAG